UUCAUUACCGCAAGGAACUCCAAAUUUCCGAUCAUCAUAUCUAAACACGAGAAGCCGAGCGCCUGGGGACGAAAACCAUGACUAUUCUCUCCAAGGAUGCACCUGCGGAGAUCUCCCACCCCGCCCACCCGGAGCACAAGCUGAAGCUGACGGCCGCCGGCGCGGCGGAGUUCCAGUGCGACGUCUGCAAGGAGCUAGGCGCCGGGGACCGGUACACGUGCCGGCCCUGUGACUUCGACCUCCACAGCGACUGCGCCCUCGCAGAGGCCACGCUGGCGCACCCAUUGCUCAAGGGCAGAGAGCUCCAGCUCCGCUACGGCGACGACGGCGGCAGGACAUGUGGCGCCUGCGGCGGGAAGGUACUCGGGCUGCACUACCACUGCGCCGCCAAGAUGGGCAUGGACCUCCACCCGUGCUGCGCGGCGCUGCCGCUGGCGAUCCCCCAGGAGGAGCUCACGCUCGAGCUCCGGAAGGAGGCGUCUCACCGGUGCAGCAGCUGCCGGGAGAGAGGCAGGGGCAGGACCUGGUUCUACCGCUCCACCUGCAAGACCGUGUACCUGCACGUCGCCUGCGUCAGAGAGAUCGCUCGCCGGAGCCGUGCCGCCGGCGACGGCUCGAGCACCGAUCCGUUCGCUUCCGUCAAGGACGCGGCGCUGCAGAUCUACCGCGCAAAGAGGGACGAGAGUGAGUUGGAGCGCGUCAUUCUCGAGCUGGUUCUUGGAGGUUGAUGCCGCAAAGCUUUUCUCCCAAAGGAAGAUUUGCAGGUUGAUUACACAAUUUGCUAAUGAGCCAACGGGACUAUUCCGUAGUAUGUACUGCCUAAACCGCGUGUGUAUUUUAUGGACUUUUACGAUUAUUUCA
This is a messenger RNA of Triticum dicoccoides, 861 nucleotides long. RefSeq lists its product as uncharacterized. Bases 78 to 728 code for a protein of 216 amino acids. The transcript has a single exon. The record is from RefSeq and is a predicted model, not a curated record. Lineage: Eukaryota; Viridiplantae; Streptophyta; Magnoliopsida; Poales; Poaceae.